This is a messenger RNA of Vanrija pseudolonga, 1297 nucleotides long. Its product is annotated as Beta-agarase AgaB34. The record is from RefSeq and is a predicted model, not a curated record. Bases 401 to 1006 code for a protein of 201 amino acids. Lineage: Eukaryota; Fungi; Basidiomycota; Tremellomycetes; Trichosporonales; Trichosporonaceae. The transcript has 2 exons.
CUCCCACCACCCGACCCGCUGUCCCGCAUAACAAACCCCUUGGCGCAGUGUUGUAAAGGCUUGGCUAGGAAUAGGUACCCAACCGUCCCGCACCCCCGUUUCAAUCACGAGCAAACCCUCCCCCUCAGGCAGGCGAACAGUUACCCAAACUGUACACACUGCGUGUGCACUGCUGCGACUGCGACAAACCGACACCAAACGACGGGGAAGACGGAUCCCUUCCUUGUCGUUGUACUCAUCGUGUUCUCGACAUCAACCACCAACCGACAUCUGUUCGACAUCCAUCGACAACGUAUCGCGCGCGCGCGACGAUCGACCACCCCACACUCGUUUGCGUCUACACCGCCUAUACUCGACCUCCCCUACGCUCCUUCUAUAACCCUCCGCCACCUCCUUUAACAUGUUCGGCAUCAACGCUGCUACCCUCGCCCUCAUUGCGGUCCUCCCCCAGGUCCUUGCCGUGGCCAAGACCUACACGCUCUCGCCGGCCGGGUUCCCCGACCUCUGCCUCGCCCCCGCUGGCGACGUGAACGGUGCUGGCCUCACCGUCAAGUCGUGCGACGAGGACUCGGUCGUGUUCAAGUACUCGACCAAGUCGGGCAAGCUCAAGAACACGGGCAACAACCUCUGCAUUGACGUCAAGGACGGCAAGAAGAAGAACGGCACCCCCGCCCAGCUCUGGGGCUGCUACACGUGCAACAAGAACCAGGUGUUCGACUUCCACGGCACGACUGCCAACAACACGGUCCAGUGGACCAACUCGCCCUACUGCCUUGACCUGACCGACGGCGAGGGCUGCGAGGGCACCCCCGUCCAGCUCUGGCGCUGCGUCCCCGGCAACACCAACCAGCUCUGGACCGUCACCGAGGUCCACGAGGAGCAGUGCGACGAGGCCUCUGACGGCGCCCCCGAGACGUACGCCGCUGCCGCUGCCGAGGCCGACGCGCCCGAGCCCGAGCCUACUGCCCGCCGCCGCCACUUCAAGGACGCUGCCCGCCGUCACUAAGUGAACGCGCGUUGCCCGCCUCUCCGCCCUCCUGCAUCGUUCUGGACAGUGUGCCCACCCCAUCUCAGAGCCCAUCCAUCCAUACCUUGCAUGAUCCUUUCUCCACUUGAUGUGUACCGCCCACCUCUACUCCCCCGUCUCUGCGCGCGACAGUGAGCGCCAGCGACCACGAACCUCUCCACACCUCGGGGAACGACUCUGGCCGGGCGCCAGCGCCGCCACCUCGGCCUUGUUAACGCUUUGCUUUUUGGGUCCUUGUCAGGACAGGACCUUGUUCUAUGCACACAUCUU